UUUUGGAACUACCAUUACACAUGUACAAUAAUAUCAUUGCACUGAUACAACUACCAGUGACCUGAAAAAGGAAAGUGAUUAAUAUGUGUUUUUAAAUCAUACAAAUUAUUAAAUGCAACACUAAUUAAUUACCUUAAAAACCUAUAAUUAAUAGGGGGUAAAUUAUAAGGAUGGUCACUGGAAUUACUAAAAACUUUCAUGUUUAGUCACUAGAAAUAUUUAAUUUCAUUCGUGGUCAUUAAAAUUUGUUAAACGUUUCAAGUUUGGUUACUCUCCGUCCAACUCCGUUAAAUUUUUCUUAUGUGGCAGUCAACUUCUAUAGUUGACCGUUAAAUGUGUGACGUGGAAAUUCAAAAAUAAUAAAAUAAAUAAAAAUUAAUUUUUAAAAUUUUCACCUCAUUUUCAACUAUUUAAAAAUAAAAAUAAUCUCUUAUAAUCCAACAAACCCUUACCGUCCUUGCCUGCACAGUUUCCCACCGCCGCCUAUCGAUAUCUCUUCUCGUCGCUGUGUCCCCUAGCCGGUGAGACAUUCUACCUAGAGUCACAUACAUGAAAGAGAAUGAGGGUUGAGCUUGCCGAGACGGGAGUACAUCAAAACGCCAGCGAAGAAAACGAGCAAUCGGCGAAGAAGAAUAAUGCGAAAGAACUCAUUGGAGAGGAAGAAGAAGAAGAAGAAGGGGUACUGCGCGGCUUAGGAAGCUUACUCGGAGAUGGCAGAUUGGUCACUGUAAAAUCAUCUCACAGAACGCUGUACGGUAUCAGAGAAGAAGAUAAAACAGAGGCCGAGUUCCAAAAAGAAAAAACAGAGACCAGUUUCCAUCUCGAUCGGAAUCGCAAAAACCACCUCCCAGAAUUCGGCGACCCAUGGCCCGGGCUGAGAAACCUUGAGGCCAAAGCGAUGACUAAGAAGAAGAAGCAAUGGAGGGCAAUUGGGGGGAGAGAGAUAGAGAGAGGGAGAUAGGGAAUGACAAAUUCAUUGAAUCAAUCGGAGAGAAAGUUGCGUAGAUUGGAGAGUGGAGGAAGGAGAUAAUUGACUAAUUUCCAAAACCAAUAGUUUCACUCCUUCCUUCCUUUGCCUGCUGCUGUUUCUCGCCCUGUUUUUCCUUUCUAUCUUUGCCUUCUCUCAUUAAUUUUGGAUUUUUACUACCUCAUGGUACAAAGAAACUUGCAACCCACAGGUGGCUGAGAAUCACAUUGUUGUAAAGGGUAGUGCGGAGCAAGCGAGCAUGGAUGUGGCCGAGGGUAAAUGUAAUUGAAGGAUUGGAAAAGUAUAAAGUAAUUGGAAACCAAGGAUGAUGGCGUAGCUGGUUCUUCCAAUGUAAUGUUGAAAAAAAGGACUUUGUUGCACUGGAAGGUAGCAACCGCUACUAUUCUGAACCGACAAGCUUGGGAUUGCAGGAGGAGGAAGGGAAAUCGGGAGAAGCGGAGAGAGCGAGAGCGGCUGAAGCGGUGCGGUGGCAGAGCAGCUGAAGCGCGGCGGAUGAAUCGGGAGGAUAAAGGAGUAGUAUUCCCCGUUUGUUCUUCUUUUAAUGGUUUAUAAUUUUUUUUUAUCUUUUUAAUUGUUAAAAUGAGAAAUGAGGUGGAAAAUUUUAAAAAUUAAUUUUUAUUUGUUUUAUUAUUUUUGAACUGCCAUGUCACACACUUAACGAUCAACUAUAAAAGUUGACUGCCACAUAAGCAAAAUUUAACAGAAUUGGACGGAGAGUGACCAAACUUGAAACGUUUAACUAAUUUUAGUGACCACAAAUGGAAUUAAAUAUUUCCAGUGACUAAAUAUGAACGUUUUUAGUAAUGUCAAUGACCAACCAUGCAAUUUACCCUUAAUAGGGGGUGUCAUUUUUCCAACCCUUUUAGGGUAGGCAUGCUAUCUCAUCCUAUAGAAGGAUAGAAUAAUCCGCAACAUAUAUAAAGAAAGCCCGACCUGAUGAUCCGGAGACAGGAUUGGUUGGUACUAGCUAUUCGAUCCAAAAUAAGAAAGCAAUGACCUCUUGAGAAGAGGUAAGAACCCAAACCUUCUUUAUGAGUCAUUAAUGAAUGACAAAUUUGAAUCUAUGACAUAUGAUUCUAUGCAUGGAAUUGAGAUUUGAGAAUGCUAGAGAACCGAGAUUUGAUGCAUGAUUAUUGAGAUGUGCUUUUCCUCGAUGAUUAGAGUAUAAAUUUGAAUGCAUGCUGCAGAAUAGAGUAAUUUUGUUUACAUGAGUGUGUGUGAAGAAUAUAUGGGAAUAGAAUAGGUUAACUUCCCCACAGUGACGAUAUUGUAAGAAGUACUAUCAUCAGUACUACACGAACCACUUAGGUUGUUCUGAAACAUUAAAGUUUCAAGAAUGAAAGCAGCAAGCCGAACCAGAUCCACACCAAAUAGAAUGGUACCCUUUGUGGUAAACUAUAAGAUUGCGUGCCAAUCCUCUAAGAAUGACUAUGUGUUUCCCUGCUAAAGUUGCGAGUAACUAGGUCAUAUGACAUGAAAGUGUAAGAACAAGUUAACCUAGUGUAAACUUGACUAAAGAAGAGAAUUUGAUGAUAAUGAUCACUGAAGUGAUGAAAGAAGUAGGCCUUAAUGGUAACUCUGAAGAAUGGUGGUUGGAUAUUGGCGCCUCAAGGCAUGUGUGUGAUAAAUGAGCUAAACUCAAUCAUACAUUGAGGUGUAUCGAAGGAAAAAGUGUUGUUGGGAAGUGCCCUCACCACUACUGUCGAUGGUUCUGGAAAAGUGGAAGUGAAUCUUACCUUUAUAAAUAUCAGAGGUCACUAGAAUUAGAAUAUCAGAGGUCACAUUCCCAUAUUUCUCUUGAACGCUUAAGAUAAAUAUGAAUUUUGUAUCCAAGUUAAAUGACCCAUAAAUAUGUGGUUAGAAAAUCAGAAUAGAUAGAUCUGAUUUAUUUUGAUAUGGGUAAACGUGAUAGAAAGACAAUAGAAGAUUAUUGCUCUAUAGGGUGCUAUGAUAGGUUGUUUGAUAAUUUGAGAUGCUUAUUUGAGUUCACUGAUUAUUUGAUAUAUGUUGCAUGCUUGUGGUAGAAGAAUCAAUGUAAUAUGAUGACUAGUAGAGCAUAUGAAUGUAUUUUAAUUGGUUAAACAAUAUUAAAACACAUAAACCAAUGAAAUGAAAUACUCAUUAUGUUGUGGAAUCCAUGGAUGCCAAUAGACUUCCAUUUAAAAUAAAGAGAUAGUAGGGGGUUGUAUCCCACCUACUAUUAGAAAUAAUAGAACUAGUGGGGUGGUGAAUCUGAGUAUGAACUCAUAAGAAGAAAACGAACCAUAAUUCGAUAAAGGAUUUUGUUUAUAAGUUUGUUAUUUACAACCUAAGAAAGAUGCUACAAGUCUGCUAGAAGUUCAAACUUCUGUAAGGUGCAAAAUUGUGGGAAGAAGCCAUUAUUAAUAAAAUGGAAUAAUGAGAGUCUAAUAAGACUUAGAAACUUGUAGAGUUACAUUUUGGUUGUAAAGCCUUAGGUAAUAUAUCGAUGAAAUCAAUAAAGAUUUGGCAUCUUUGAGAAUUACCUCAUGGCAAUGAAGCCUAGGUAAAUAAAUGGAUUCUCAAAAGAAAACCGAAACCUAAUGGUUUAGUUUAUGAGUAUAAGGAUCGCCUAGUAGUUAAGACUUUAGGCAAAAAGGAAAAAACUGUAGAUUUUCUUGAUAUAUAUUCACCAAAUUUAGAAUAACACCCAGGUAUCUGAUUGCUAGUGUGCAUUAGAUGGAUGUUAAAAUUGCAUUUUGUGAAUGGUGAUUUAGAUAAAGAAAUCUACAUUGGGACAACCUAAAAGGUUGUUAUUCUUGAACAUGCUUUUACAGUCUAUGGUGAGACAAAUCAUGAUAUGAUUUGAAACAGACUUUAAAGAUCAAGACAUGGAUGGAUGGUUCUCUCUCAUGGUUUUUGAAUGAAAGUGGCAAGUGCAUUUGUUACUAACUUGAGAAUGACACUUCCACUAUAAUAGACAUGUUGAUCCUUGUUGCAAAAACUCAUGAGACGAAUAAAUGUGAAAAACCAUGUUGAGUGAGAACCUUGAUGAGAAUGAUCCAAGCGUUUCACUUAGAGAUCCAAAUGACUAGGAAAAUGAAAGAAAUUUUUUAUAGAUCAAUCUAACUGUUUGGUUAAGAUCUAUAAGAAAUACAAGUUGUGCACUUGCCUAAAUGUUUGAAGAUGCUAGUACAAUUCGUAAAAAGAGCACCAAAGACGAUGUAAGAAAGUAAGAACAUACUAGCAUCGAUAGUCUGCGAGCGGCAGCUGAUAAACACGAGACCUGACAUAGUGGGGGUACUUGACAGGUUUAUUGAUUGUCCUAAUAUGAAGCAUUAAAAUGCUAUUGAAAGGGGUCAUGGCACACCUUAAAAGAAUAGAAAAACCUUGGUAUUUUUUAUCAAAGGUUUUGCUGUAUUGGUAGGGUAUAGUGAUGCGGACUAGAAUACCCUAUAGAGGACUCCAAGAUAACCACAAGCUAUGUUUUAAACAUCGAUAGGGAAGUUGUGUCUUGGAAGUCUAAGAAAAAGAAGUAAACGAUCCUGGCUCAAUCAACUAUGGAAUCAGAAAUGAUAGAACUAGCAAUGGCUAGUAAAGUAGAAAGUUGAUUUAGAGGGUCAUUACUAGAGAUUCCCAUAUGGGAAAGACCGUAUCCCCCGGUAUUGAUCCAUUGCGAUAGCAAUGGCUAAAUAGAACCGUAACAAACGGUGAGAGGCGACAAGUUCGUCAUAAGAACAGUACUGGAAGAGAGAGUCCCUAACUGUUGGAGCAGUAAGGGUGGAUCACUUAAAAGAGAAUCUAGUUUAUCCUUUGACGAAAGCACUAGCUAGAGAGAAAGUCCAAAAUGCCACGAAGGGUAUGAGACUUAUGCCUACCGAACCAUGGAUUACAAGUAAUGGUAACCCGACCCGAUAGACUGGAGAUCCCAAGAAACGGGUUCAAUGGGUAAUAACAAGCCAUGCUUAAUAUUGAGAAAAGUUAGUGCAUAGUGAAGCAUGAAUCCCAAAGCCUUGGAGGGUGAGUUAAACUCUUAAUGAGAUCUAUACUCUAUGUGGAGUGAAGUAAUUUACUUUGGGGGUACUUCUGAUAGACUCACCUAUGUGAAUGUGGGAGUGGGGCCGCUCCCUAUGGAACUUUGGAGGCACAAAGUUGCUAGAGCGUUCACUAAAUCGGGAUAACAUGCAUGGCCAUAAACGCACGGCCUAUGAGAGAAUAUCACUCAACGAAAAAAUCCGGUGUGCUACACUGUCUGAGAUAGGGUUCACGACUACGAGUCACCCUUAUGAAAUCAAAAGUGUAACCACUGUGCUAAGGUUCAAAUCUUCGCGAUACCUUAGUUUAUGCCCGAUCUUAUGGAAUUGUUGAUGCUCAGAGAUAGUUUCAAAACUAUUCAAGUGGGGGAUUGUUGGGAUGAAUAGCUUUGAAAAGCUAUAAAUGAAUUCCUAAUUAAUUAUCCAGUAUUUUCCCAUAAUACGAAAAUAAGAUGGAUAAUUAAUAAAUGGAAUAUUAUGGAGAUAAUUAGGAUUAAUUAUCUUAAUAGUAUAUAUUUUUAUUAUGGCAGUAAUUAUCUUCCUGAUUAAAAUGUGACUUAUUCCCAAAGAAAGAGGGAAUAUUCUGGGUUUUCUGUUCCUAUAAAUAGCAGACCCUCAUACUCUCUAAAAAAACACUGGAAGAGCAUAAACACGAGAGAGAGAGAGAGUUCAUAGAGCUCCGGUUUCGCACAAAACCGAUGAGCAACAUAAUCAGAGUGGUUGUUUUGUCCUGGAGGCGACCAGCUGAUAGUCUGUUGUGCGCAUUACGAGGCAGUGCCGCAAACGUCUUAAAGAGAGCGACCUAGUCCGCGACUCACCAAAUCGACAACCCUAAUUUUUUAUGUUUGAUUUCUAUGAGGAAUUGGGAGAGUGUGAGUACGGCGAGAGAGACGGGUAGCUGCGCAACGAAGGAGAAGCGGUCGGCGGCGACUAGGGUUCUCAGCAUUCAUCCACUCCGAUUUCUUUCUGUCAUUUGUUUAAAUAAAUUUUAGUUUUCUUAUUUUGUAGUUUGUGAAGCCAGGUUCAUAUUAUUUGCAAACGUAUCCUAGUGAUGGAAGUGGGCUAAGGGUAAAUAUAAACAAAGGUAAGUUUAUAUUAAUGGCCCCCCAAUGUCUUCACAUGCAGCAGUAAGGCCCAGCGUUGAGUGACGAAAAUGAACUGAAAGCAAGGUUGUCAAACUAGUUUAUAUCGUUGUGCCGGUUUGGCAAGUGGAAUGGUACGACCGGUGGUAUAACUAGCUUGUGUCGGUUCAUGUCGGUUUAAAAAAAUGUGAAAACAAUUAAUAUCCAAUGUAUUUAAUCAUAUAUAAAACAUAUUUGUGGACAAUUUAGUUACAAUCCAACAAAUAUCAUUAACUUUUAACUAUUACAUUCAUAAAAUGAAUAAUAAAUUAAUUUUUUUAUUUAUUAAAUUCAUUAAAAUAAUAUUAUUUUACUUAGAAUGCGUAAGUCGAUCAUACCGGUCAUACCGGUGGUGUCAUGCCGAUUUCAUGACCGGCACAAGUUGAACCAGGUUGAACCGGGUGGCAUGCCACCGGCGUGACAACCAUGAUUGAAAGGCUUGAAUAGUGUGGAGGUAAAUUACCAUUUGGGGUCUCCGGAAAUUACUCCAUGGCCAGCAAUUUUGAAAUACUAAACUAUCACCAAUUCGACUAUAAUAUAUUUGUAGAUUUGUCUUUUAAGUUGAUUGUUGAUAAAAAAAAAUUAAUGUAGUCAGUAGCCACUUAUCUUUCAUACUUUGUUUUCUUACUUUAAUUUCAAACUAGAUAAAUUUAAGGGUAAUGUCUAUUUUUUAUCCAAAUUUUUUUCAGAUUCUUUUAUAUUAUCUAAAUCUAUCAAAAUGCUAUUAGUUAGUCAAAUCUUUCGUAAUACAUCAAAAUAUUAACAAUUUUUACGUUAUCGUUAAUAAUUGUGUAACUCUUUUCUCAGUUAAAAUACUAAACUUUUGGAAUGUUGACCUCCAUGUGUCUCUUCCAAGUAGGGGUGGGCAUUCGGUAAAACCGAACCUAACCGAACCGAAUUCAAACCGAACCGAAACCGAAUAACAUUACUUCGGUUCAGAAUUCGGAAGAGAAAAGGGUAUAUUUCGGAAACCAAGGUCCUUUCGACCAAACCGAUUUUCCGAAUUCCGAACCAAUUUUUCGAAUUACUAUAAUUGCAAGUUCCUAAUGGUGAAUUUUUAUGUUUGUACUUAUUAUAAGACUUAAAUAUUUGAAUUAUGUUAGUGUUUUAUGAGUUAUGUGUUGAAAUGUUUGAUUUUAUCAUUGAUGAUGCAUUUAAUUGCAUAUUUAUUGUUUACAUUAGGGGUGAAAAAUAAUUUGAAAGAGAAAAAAUACAAGCUAACCUCACAAUUUCGGUUUUUCAUACAAAACCGAACCAAACCGAAUUAUCAUUCGGUUUGAAACGACCGAACCGAAUUAUAAUUCGGUUCGAAUUCGGUUUGAGGUUUGAUGGAACAUGGAAACCCGGUAUACAUUAUUUCGGUUCGGUUUGAACCGAAUCGACCGAAUGCCCACCCCUACUUCCAAGUUAGUAUCAUGUUGCCAAGUCAAUAUUACUAAAAAAACUGCUAACUGAAAGUUAACAUUUGGCUAAUUCUUAGUAUUUUGAUAGGUUUGAAUAAUAUAAAAGAAUCUGAAAAAGGUUUGGAUAAAAAAUAGACAUUACCCUAAAUUUAAUUCAACUUAUAAAUUUAUAUCUUCAAAGAUAAUUUUGAAUAUAUACCAAAUAAUUUAAUUAUUUUCCCCAUAUUCAGAGAGCAUGUGGAUAACAGGGGCAGGGCGAUUAUAUUUGCCGCACUCCGUAGCAAGGGAUUGAAGCACCAGUCGAUAUCACUGCGUUUCGUUUGGAUUUAGUAGCUUAUAGCAAAUAUUAAUUUUGUUUGUUUAAUUACUAUGUUUUGUAUGACCCGUCUUUGCAACACAAAUAUUUAAACUCAGUUUUAGUGAAACUUUCUUGAACCUCUAUUCAAUCCUUUCUUCAUGACUUAUAUAUUCAACUAUUAAAUCCAACUAGGAUCUUUACCUAUCUUUUUGGUUUACCGCUUACAGUAUAAAGCAAUGAAAUCUGCUUUCUCUCUCUUCAAUAUGGUACAAAAGGAGAAACGAUAAAUACUGGAGAUGACCAGUUUUGCAUAAAAUAAAUACUGGAGCUGGCCAGUUGAACUGCAUCCAAGAUAAGCGUACCAAAAACUCCUUAUCAUUUUGAAUCUGCUUAAGGAUUCCUCCAUAUGCUAGGUCAGAGGCAUCGGUUUUGACGAUUUUAGGGAGAGAAGGAUCACUUAUGUGAAGGCACUGGAGACUCUGAACCUGCAUCUUAAUUUGCUGAACUAUUUUGGUAUGCUGGUCACUCAAGGAGGGGGGCUCUUUUUCAAUCUAUCAUGGAGAGGUUUACAAAGAAGAUUGAUGUUGGGAUAAAUUCAAGAACAUAAUUUAAACUACCCAUGAAUCGUUGUAAUUGAUUUUUGUCUAAAAUUUGAUCAGGAAAUUUAUUUUCAAAUUGAAGAGAUCUUUCGAUUGGAACAAUUGUUCCUUGACUAAUGUAGUGACCCAAAAAAGGUAUCUUAGUUUGAAAAAGACAAAGUUUUGGUUUAGAGGCAGCUAGACUGUUAUGUCGAGUGACUUCAAGAUUGAGAUGUUUGAAAUGUUGGUCAAUGGACGAAGAAAAAACCAGGACAUCAUCAAUAUAAACUAUUAUGAAAUCAAAAUUAGGAGAGUAGAUUUGAUUCAUAAUUCUUUGAAAUUCGGAGGGAGCAUUUUUCAAACCAAACAACAUGACGUUCCAUUCAUAUUGGCCAAAGGAAACGGUAAAAGCAGUUUUAUAGCGGUCUGUUUCUUUCAUUUUGAUUUGCCAAAAUCCGGAUUUCAUGUCAAAUUUAGAAAAUAUUAGGGACUGUGAAAGUUUCUGCAGUAGAUCCUUUUGGUUGGGGAUAUGAUACAUAAUCCAUUUCAGAGCCUUAUUCAACGACUUGUAGUUUAUAACAAGCGAGGAACGCCACGUUCCUUUUCUACAUUAUUAAUGACAUAGAAAAGCAGAACAACUCCAAGGGGAUUGGCUAAAUCUGAUAAGGCCCUUAUUGAGCAAUUCUUUAAUUUCUUGUCGACAAUGUUUUUCAAGGUUCAAAUUCAUUUGGAUAGGCCUAGCCUUGGUGGGAAUGAGAUUUUCUAUGAAAUCUUUUUCCUAAGGGAGAUCAACCUGAUGUUGUUUUUUAUGCCAAAAAGCAUUGGGUGUAUCAGCAUAAAUAGAGCUUUCAAUGUGCUCUUUAAAAGAGUUGACUCGUUUUUGCAAAAGGGGUUGAGAAAAGUUGUUGUAAGAUUCGCUGAAAAUGUAUCUCCUCAUGCAAAUAAGAUAUUUAAUUAGUUUUACAACGAAUUAUAUGGUGUAUAUAUUUUAAACAAGAACGUCGUAAAACAUUUAGGUUUUGAACUUUUGGUUUUUGGAGAAACGAGAAUUCAACAUUGUUGCCUAACACAACAGUGUUAAUUCCUUGGUCGGUGACGGUAAAAGGUUUUAGAAGAUUUAGAAAAGGUGUCCCUAGGAUCACCUUUUGUUGCAUGUCACGUACUAGGAUAAAAGGAGUUUUGAAUUCAACAUUUUGAUGACAAAUUAAAGCAUUAGAAAGUUUAUAUUGUACUUGAAGAGGUUGAGAGUUAGCGGUAGAUAGACGCUCGAGGAUCUUUUAAUAGUACUUAGUUGGAAUUAAUCCUUCUUGGAUGAAGUUCAUGUCUGCUCCUGUAUCAAAAAGGGCCAAUGUGCUUCAAGUAAAAUCAGAAGAAACCUGAAUAUUAAUGAUAACAUUGUUAUGAAACUAAUGAAAAUAUAAACAACUACAAGAGAAGAUUAGAGAGGAAAAGACACAAGAGAAGAGAGGGGAAGAGUUCUUCUUAUUCAUUCUUCACUUUUGAUACAAUGGUGUGCUAUAUAGGCACACUUUGGUAACCACUACAUCCUUAUAUCAAUGCAUAUGAAUGAGAGAUAAUAAUGUAGGAAUAGGGGUUACAUGUAACUCCCAAGUGAGCAUCUAAUGUGGUAAUGGCAAUGGUCAUCCAUAUAUCAAUAUUUACAUAAUACUCCCCCUUGGAUGACCAUUAGAUUGCAUUACGUUAUCUCAUACUGCCUCGUUAAAAACCUUACCAGGAAAACCCAGUGGGAAAAAACCAUGGUUAAGGGAAAAAGAGUGCAGUGCGUAUAUGCUCCCCCUCAUGACCACAUCACUUCAAAUCUUUGAGUCGUUGAACUCAAAUUUCACGAACAACUUUUAUAAAGAUUGUUGUCGGGAGUUAGUUAGUGAACAAUCUUCUAGAUUGUCAAUCUUAUGCAUGAUCUUUAGAUUUUCUUUAUACAUGAUCCUCAGGAUCAUUUCAUUUGAAAAUAGUUCACAACCACAAGUACUUGAGAUAUGGUGGAUCACAAAGUGUAACGAAAGACAUUCGGGACUUGCCCAUUAUAGUUUGUUUUGUUUCUUUAUGAAACAUUUAUAUCACCAUAUAUAAGAGAUAGCUCGUCUCCGAUCAACCAAUAUAAGGAUCAAUUGAUAUAUAAGAUUUGGAUAUAUAGUUUACCAAAUCUCUCUUUGAUAAUACCAUAAUAGAACAAUCGCAAAUAUUGUUCCUGGAGGUAACAAAGUAUUUUCCAACGUUCAAUAUGGUACUUCAGGACCUAAUGUUUCACUUCUUUCUUGAUUUCUAAAUGGAUCUUUGGUCACUUCUAGUGAUCUUAGGAUCCUAAUGUUAUUUGAUGAACACAAUUCGUUCAUGCAAAAUUACUUUCCCACUUUUUCAACAUUACCUUCCUUGCCCAUAAAAAGGAUCUUAAAUCCUUCAAUUUAACUUAUGUCUCGAAGCAAUCAACUGCUUUAGGAAGCUCUUCAGGAGCUCCAAUAAUAGACAUAUCAUCAACAUAAUAUGAGAUCGUCACAAAAAAAAACUUGAGUAAAACAAAUUGAAGCAAUCAAUUCUUUCAUAUCACGAAAGAUAUUAACAAAACACACAUCAAAGAAACAUAUGAACUAGACAAAUCACACUCAUAAAAUACAACUCAUACUUUAAAGUAAAUCACAACUCAUAAAUCAAGAAUUUAAAUCCUUGAAGCACAUACAGACAACACAAUUAUAUAUGCACAAUGCAAAUGCUCUAAUGACUCUAUCCGGAUCUAACCUUUUAAGGUUGAUUCACCAUACUGUUGUAGGUGUUCUCUUAGACGAGUAUUUCACAAUCGUCUAUAUUGUCUCAACCCACACAAGGGAUUUUCUUAGUCUAUCGAUAUAUGUUCUCGAGAACUUUACUUGUUUACUUCAGGUAAAUGAAUUCUUCUAGGAGUAACUAAUCCUUCUGGGAGUUUCAAAUAUAUAUAACAUCUUCAGGUAAUUCAAACAAAUAGGCCAUCACAACAAUUUUCAAACAUUGAUUUGAAAAAGUAGUUGCAUCCACCACAAAGGAGUAUAACUCCUCUUAAACAAUGAUAGGUCUCUUCGAGAAACCAUUGCAAAACAUUGUGCUAUAUCUCUCACAAUUUCAUACUUUCCAGUAGCACAAAAAUUUGUUUGUAUCCCGCUAGUUUUGCCCUUUUUUAAGUGCAAGGACUUCUGGUCCUUAAACUUUAUGCUCCUUGAGCAAGUUUCAUGAUUUUUUUCUAUAUUGGCCAAUAACAUCAUCAUUUGCAUGCAUCAAUAGAGUUUUACUCUUGAUCCUCACUUAUAUAUAUCAUAUUCAGUACUGAAGUACAACAAACAAAUUUCGUCGACAAUGACUUCAUUUCGGUUCCAGUAUUGUAGUCUAAUAUAUUUUUGAGAUCUCUUCCCUUUCACAACUUUCAGAGACAUGUGUUCUUAUGGAACUAAAAUUAUACUUAAUUCUUGGUUACUCUUCUUCAGUUUUCAUGUCCUCGAGUUGACCAUUCUAAUUACAGCUCCUUUUAUUUCUUGAGGAUGUUUAUCAUUGGAACCGAUUGGUCUAUCACGCUUCAUGCGCUCUUUCAUACACAUUUUUUUUUAAUAUUAGAGUAUCCAACAAGGAUGUCAAAUUUAGUUGGAGCAUUCACAGCUAGUAUAUUUGACUUGGUCACUUCGUAUGGCCAGUAAAGGCAUUUGAUAGUUGGUAACGAUAAUUCAUCUUAUGAACUUCAGGUUCAUGUUUCUUACUUUGAGGAUCAAAACUAGAUAAUGAUAACUCAUUCCAACUCAUCUCUUUGUCUAGCUGUUUUUUUUCUCUCCCCCCCUUAAUGUUGGAAAAGUGAUUCAUCAAAACUAUAAUUUCGUAAACAAAUUUCCCAUUUGGGAUUCAUUCCCAACACAAAUUCUCAAUUUCCAACGAGAAUCAACUUAAGAUAUUGUGGUGGAGCAAUUGGGAUGUAUGCGGCACACCCUGAUAUUCUCAUAUGAGAAAUGUUAGGUUUUUGACCAAAAUCAUUUGUAAAAGGGGGGAACUUAUGAUAACUUGUUGGUUAGAUGUGAACCAAUACUAUCCCUUGCCAGCUAGCAUGUCCUCGACAAGAGAUCAGAAGGCUUAGUUUGUUCUCUUAAGAAAAGUGAUGUUUGAUUGGAUAAUCAUAAAAAUGUAUCCAUAGUGAGGCAAUCAAUCUCGCAAACAUCGGGUUUCGAUUAGAUAAAAUAAAAGUGAUCAUAUAAAAUCUCCAGAGAUUUGCCAACUCUUAUACAAGCUCUGAUCAAUUGUUCUAUUCUCCUUGAGAACAAACAUGGCAUAAUAACUCUUUUAGUUGAAGAUUUCUUUAACUUCUCAUAUGAUGUUCUCAUGAAUUCUCAAAGAAAUUUUUUCACAUCAAGAUCCGGGAUGGUCUAACCGGACCAACCAAUUAUAAAGUUAUCAAAUCUUGUAAACUUCUGGUUUACACUUGUAUGUGUACGGAUUGUACUAAUAUACAUGUAGUACAUAUUUGUGAUGCAAAUAUUAGUUUCACUAUUUUCUUGAUAAGAUAUUCAUUUUACGAAUAUCCUUUUAAUUGGGUAAUGCAUAAUCACUAGGUAGUGUGGUUUCUUCAGACCACAAAAUUAGCUCCUUUAAAUCUUCACCAUAUUUUGUACCAUAUUCCACCCUUCCGGGGACUUAUGAUGUGAUGCAUUCUUAGUAAACACAAAUUCAUAGUGAAUAUCAUCACAAAUUGUUAUCGCGAGUACAUAAUUUAGUUACUUCAAGUAACCAAACAUAAGCUCUUCGGAAGCUUUUUCUUAUUUAUGUACUCUACCAUAUAGUUUAUAUGGAAUUUUUCUAAUACUCAUACUUUAUAAAAACAUAAUAAAAGUAAUAAAUGAGAAUAUUUCAAACUUAAGACACAAAUGAUGAAUUUAUCAAGUUAAUUGUUCUAGAUAAAGGUUAUCAAAUUAAGUUAUGCAUGAAAAAUAACGUCACAAUAAAACAUAAAAGAAAUAAGAAUCAUAAUACUACAAUUGUGCAAAUUAAAUAAGAUUUAUUUGGAACAAUACCAUUACUAACUAGGUGAUUUUAAAUUUAUAUAUGCGUUUCAUUAUACAUUAUAAUGUACAACAGGUACAUUAUGUUAUCAUGACUUUGAUAAUGCAAUUAUGGUGUCAUCCUUAUUUAAUUCUCCUUUUUUUCCUCUUUUCUCACUUCUGGUGAAAAUAUCCAAACAAUACAUUUAACAUAUAUAU
Linum trigynum is the source of this 13602-nucleotide messenger RNA. NCBI's taxonomy places the organism in Eukaryota, Viridiplantae, Streptophyta, Magnoliopsida, Malpighiales, Linaceae. The record is from the annotation of a GenBank genome assembly.